This is a messenger RNA of Chlamydomonas reinhardtii, 1440 nucleotides long. RefSeq lists its product as uncharacterized. Lineage: Eukaryota; Viridiplantae; Chlorophyta; Chlorophyceae; Chlamydomonadales; Chlamydomonadaceae. The transcript has 2 exons. The record is from RefSeq and is a predicted model, not a curated record. Bases 218 to 985 code for a protein of 255 amino acids.
GCCUCGCGCCAGCAGCGGCAAGACCACCUGGGACCUCUCCAAGCUGGUGCUGGAGGGCCAGAGCAGCCCGGUGUCCUCGGCCGUGGUGCGGCAAUGGCUGGACCUGGUCUACUCGCGGGUGGACGCUGGUCGGCAGCCCCCAAAGUUCCCCAGCCUGUCGGAGCCCGCGCGGUCGCUGCUGCUGUUCGCGGACGCUGUGGGCACUAGCCGGGUUGUGAUGGAUGGCUUCAUGGAUGCGUUGGUGGCGCAGCCAAGCCUGGCGCUGUGCGUGGUGUUGAACGGCGGUGGCGGUGGUGGCGAGGGAGGGGCAGCUGGCGGGGGCGGAGCUGGUGCGGCACCGCAGCCGCUGCAGCUGGAGCUGGCGCUGCGCGGCAAGCUGUACUUCUACUUUGGAUCUGGCAGCCUAAGUGCCCUGGACGUUCCGACUUCGGGCACAGUACACACGGUCGUCUCCGGCGGGCCCCUGGCGCCGCACAAGACCGCCUUCCCCGGCGCCGUGGCGGCCGCGCUGGAGGGCUGGCUGUACCUUGCGGGGCGGUUGGGACUGGUGGCGCUGGUGCGGCUGCUGCUCGACUUCUACAAGGCGCAGCUGGUGCCCACAAACGUGUCCCUCCUAUCUGGUGCAGUCGCAAAGGUGUAUAGCCGGCGCGUGCUGGAGUGCAUGCCGCACGAGCUGCUGGUGGAGGGCUUUGUGAGCAGCUGCCUGAACGACCCCCACACCGUGCAAGCCGAGGUCGACAGUGGGAGCAAGCUCAGCAUCACACUGACGGCUCCGGAGGCGGCGUCGGCCUUGGGGCACAAGCCCAGCAUGGUUGAGAGCGCGACGGUGACAAGGUCCAAUCUGCUGGUCAAUAAAACCGGUGCUACGUUGCUUAUGCGGUUGUCGGUGGGGGGCUUGGAUAUUGCGGAGCAGCGGCGGGUGCUCAAGGAGGUGCUGCAGCGGUUGGAGGAGGAGGAGGAGCAGGAGGCAGAGGCGCCGGCAUGAGCGAGUGGAUGGGCGAGUGAGUUGUGACUGAGGGGCGAAUGUGCGAGGAGAGGCGAGGUGACGUCGGACAGGUGGGGAAUGCACAUGCAGGGACCAUCCAGGUCAACACGACGCGGGUGAAGAUGGGGGAGUGCCGCUGUGGUGCGCGUAUGCCGCUGGAGCUAAGCAGGAGCGAGUGCGGGAGCGAGUGCACGGUGAUGCUGAUGCUUUUGAUCCGAUGCGCACAAUACCGUAUUGUAGACUGCGAAGUUCUGGCUGUUUACUGUCCUGGGCGUGCAUAGCAGGCGUGCAUAGCUGCGGCAAUCGGCCCCUGGGAGUGUGUUGAUAUAGGGGAUGACGAGAAGCAAACCCAAUCUGUGCUGGGCUUCUGUGUAGGGUGCUGCCGGCAAAGUGCGUGUGCUACACGUUUUACCGAUGAAGGCCUUUGAUAGAGCAUGUUGCUAUCAUCAAUUAAG